This is a messenger RNA of Ectocarpus siliculosus, 764 nucleotides long. The record is from the annotation of a GenBank genome assembly. NCBI's taxonomy places the organism in Eukaryota, Phaeophyceae, Ectocarpales, Ectocarpaceae.
AUGGGGGACAUGGGGAUGGGGAUGGGCCCUGAGAUGGGCGGAGGAGGGGGCGGGGAAGAAGAGGAUGAGAGACAAUUCUACUCCUCCGAGAACGUUGCUCACAACACGAAGGUGCUGGAGUACUGCCGGACAUCGCUGUGCGCCGUUGGGGGAAUCGUGUCCGUUUCUUUGAGCUUGAUGGUGAAAAUGGGCACCACGGACGUGUCUCUGUACACGGCGGGGAAGGGCAAGCUGGCGAUGUUCGCCUUCGGAGGGGUUGGCAACUACGCGUUGACGUACAUCCUCUUCUGGACGCUGGCGUACACGUUAGUCUACAUCUACUAGCGCGGGUGCUCGUGCGACGGCGGCACAUCUUUGUGUUGUCCAGAGGGUGGCGGUGUGGGGCAAAAGUGUCGGGGUGUAAGAAUACGAGGAUGGGUGUAUGUGUUGAUAACGCAAGCAAACCAGUUGGUCCGAGUGCAUUGUUUGUGGAGCGCUUUCAUCUGUGUGAGAUGAGGAUGCUUCCCCGUUUUGUUUUGUGCUACAAAGUAUGCCAGCUAGGGCCGCUAUAAAGUACGAAAGUCGGCAGGCUUCGUGCUGCGGUCCGUCGUUCGUCGCGUAAUUUCAUUUUGGCCAGCGUGACACGGAUUGGACUAGACAGGCCGCAGAGAUUUUGAGAUUCGGCUACGUGGAAGCUCGUAUCCAAUGGACUGGUUGAGCGAGGCCAUUCACCGCCACCAUGCCCAUGCCCGCUCUUGCCCCCAGGAGAGAACAAUACAAUUAUU